This is a messenger RNA of Anas platyrhynchos (mallard), 1144 nucleotides long. RefSeq names its product chromosome 1 C3orf85 homolog (gene C1H3orf85). Lineage: Eukaryota; Metazoa; Chordata; Aves; Anseriformes; Anatidae. The record is from RefSeq and is a predicted model, not a curated record.
GUCAAUGAUUUAUAAACUUAAAGAUAACAAAGUAUAAAGCUGUAUGACUGCCUCUGUCUUAUAAAGGAAACUUUCUGGAUGAUUUGCGAUGUCUCUGAAAAUGUUCCAUAUUUUGGUGUCUUCCCUGCUGUUUACAGCUUCCAUUUCAGGUGUCCUUGGAAUACCAUUUCUGACAGAAGAAUCAGCAAAUCAGUUUAUACGACUUAAAAGACACUUGCCAUAUUCUGAGAACUACUGGGACACAAGCAGCAGCCAAAAUACAUGGGGAUAUGCUGUGAUUGAACAGGUUAGUGAAUCAUGGACAGCUUUGAGAGAUACAGCGGAGUACUACAUGGACAUGAAAUCUUUUGCCUUUGAUCCAUUGAUUACCAGUGACAACGUCAGACCUUACAUGGACAUGCUACAGCAGUCUGGGACUCACCUCCAGCAACAGACAAGGACGAGCAGUUAAAUCCUAUGCAUCUUGUAUCUGGCAAUACUAGGACAUGGCAUGUUAUCUAUUUGCCACAAAUUACUUUACUUCAUCCCACUGUCUAGAACCACAAUUAACAUGCACAGUCUCUCAAUGACUAUUUUACAUUCAUCAGUAGGAGUGAUAUGUAAGUCAUGGUAAACUGAAUAAAGAGACGAAGACAAGACUGUCAUUAACUUUUACCAAUGAGGUUUUAAACAAAAGAAACCACUUUGUUUUCAUGUAAAAACUUUUUUUUUUUUUGACCAAAUAGUUAUUUUUAAAUAUACAUUCCUGUUUUCCUAUCAGGAAACCACAUUUUUCCUCAGUAUUUUGCUUCAGAUACAUUUCUGAGAAGAAAUGGAAGCCAGUUACUGUAGCUGGGUAGGAAGUUGAACACAUUUGCUCCACAUCUGACUAACAGGAAGAAUAUACUUUCUAUACUUCAAUUGUAUUUCAAUUUUUUUUUUUCUAAGUAUUGAGCACAAAUUAGUAGGUGUUAUAGUAUACAUCAUAGUGUACAUCCACAUUGUGCACUUUGCACAUUUAAACUUCUGUACUUGGUGUUGAAAGCCAAAAAUGACUGACACUAAAGCUACCAGCAUAAGUUAUUCUUUUUUACCCCAUGGAAGUAGGAGCUAGUGGAAACAUUUAUUUACAGCUCAUUUUCUAAUAAAAAGGGUGAUGACAAGA